Molecule: messenger RNA, 1538 nt
Organism: Magallana angulata
Lineage: Eukaryota; Metazoa; Mollusca; Bivalvia; Ostreida; Ostreidae
Exons: 2
Coding region: 723-1373 (216 amino acids)
Source: RefSeq, a predicted model, not a curated record
CCAAAAAACACAGGAGUUAUCUGAAACUUAGUAUGGAUAUAAAUCAUAAAGGAGACGAGAGGGAUUGUAGGCACUGUACUGAGAACGAUUUGUGCAUACCUCUUGCACCUGCUGUUAAGAGUGUUUAAUGAUGGGAGUUCUGGUAUCGGGUUGCCGUUGGCUGUCACCAACAAGGGUUUGUAGAGAAGUGCACUUCAUCACAUCAGUCAGAGUUGAAGUACAUGUCUAAUUAAUUCUUCACGUUUUGUUGCGUUCUCUCUCUGCUGCAUGUAGCAGGCUUGCCCUCUAACGAUGAUAUAAUACUUGAUUUACGUAUUCAUUUUUACUGUGUUUACAUGUUGUAAUUUAUACCAGUGUGUUUCAAAAAGUGUUUGGGUUUUAAAGCCCCCACCAAAAAAAUGGGCCAAGGUCGUUCAAGUGAAAAUGUCUAUACAGUGCAUAUUAAAUUGUUUUAGCAGCUUUUUAUCUGCAUAUUCGAAAACCAUAAUGACUUGUGCUAUGUUGUGAUUCAAACUCUCGCUUGAUCUUUAAAAGUUUUAAUUUCAACAAAGAAAAUUCCCGUAAAAGGGGAAAGUCCGUUGAGUUCAAGAUCUAAAUUUAGCGUAAAAAUACACUGCAAAGGUGUAUAUUUAAACCUUCCUUAAAUCGAUUUAAGAAGCGAGAGGACAACAUACAAACUAGACGUUGAGAGUGCAUUGACAACUACACCGAAUACUGGACACAUGCUCAUCAAGUCUUACUCCAGGAAGUCUGUCUACGACGCCGACUACGAGCCGGAGGGAUGUUCCUGCAGGAGGGUGAAAGAUCCGGAGGACCUAAAAACCUUAAUACGAUGCGGCGUCGUUGGACCGGCAACCCACAUCAAGGUACAUCGGCCGCGGAUGCUGCACUUUCUGUGGUGGACGUUUGACUACAGUUAUAAUCACCAUUAUAUGGUGGAGUCGGCUACCACGGACAAAAUUAAGAUAAUCCAUUACGCGCCGAAGAGAAUCUCCAGCAUUCUUUUGUUUCGCGGGGUAGCUGAAAUCAGGGAAGAGAUCGUGAAGAUUGCGAGCAAUAACGACACGCUGGACUUUGUAUCGGGGGUGUUUGUGAUCUUCAAGGACAAGUACCCGCAUACGUGCCGACAGAAGUGGAACUGUGUGCGGAAGGCCCGGCGGAGGCUGGGGGAGAGGCAGUAUUCCGUGUUCCAUAACAACUGUGACUGUUAUGUGUCAUGGACUCUCAUUGGACAGUCCGUGUCGCCACAGGCGAUGGAGGCUAAAGGACUCUUGCUCCUCAUUGGACUGUUGGCGAAAUCUAUGAUAAGGUGCUACAGAACGGUCAAAUGGAUAAUUGAGGGGUUCCAUUUUAUUGUUACGUCAGUAGAGUGAUGUUAAUGACUUUUUGUACAUGUUUUUGUAUAACUUUUAAUUUAUUGUAUUCUUACGAAACGAAUUUUAUGUCAUGUUUAUUUGCACAAAUGUUAAACUUUGAAUAAAAAGUUGUUUAUUAAUAUAGCAAAAUGACAGAUUUGAAAAUAAAACACUGAUACAUAA